Molecule: messenger RNA, 7376 nt
Organism: Mizuhopecten yessoensis (Yesso scallop)
Lineage: Eukaryota; Metazoa; Mollusca; Bivalvia; Pectinida; Pectinidae
Product: protrudin-like
Exons: 12
Coding region: 100-1275 (391 amino acids)
Biological process (GO): endoplasmic reticulum tubular network formation; protein localization to plasma membrane; vesicle-mediated transport
Cellular component (GO): endoplasmic reticulum tubular network
Molecular function (GO): metal ion binding
Source: RefSeq, a predicted model, not a curated record
CCGUGUUUGAAUGCCGUUAACUGUUUCCGUUUAUGUAAACUUUCAUGACUGAUGGUUCUAAGAAUGAGGAAAUGAAAACUUACUCCACUUAAGGAACUAAUGAUGGAGAAGGAAGAUCAGCCCCAGAAUGGAGAGAAGAUAGGCCGUCCAAUGAUAGACAUGGAGGGCAGAUGUGGGAAGGUUGACCUUGUCUACUUUGUAGCUGAGGUGGAGAGGUUUAACAGACUCAUUGAGCCCCUUGCCAUGGUGCUGUAUGCUAUUGAAGAUGUCCGAAGGUGGAGAUAUCCUAACUGGACUUUAGGAGCAUGGCUCGUUUGUAACGUCCUCUGUUUAUUGCUCUCAAAAGGUGCUGUGUUUGCAUUAGUGUCUAUAAUGGUGGUGGGCAUCGCCACACUUUGUCUGGUACAAGUACACACCCGCCUUCUGGACAAGUUCUUCCCCUACACUGGCCGCAAUGAUGAAAGGACAGAGGAUGAUGAGGAAGUAGAGGAGACGGUUACAAUGAAGACUGUGCAGUACUUUCGUUUUAGUGUGGUCCAGAUGUAUGAUUUCAUUGUCAAGUGUAAUGAAUACAUAGCCCAUCUGUACGGAAUCUUUCGGUGGGACAACACUCUCUCAUCACUCAAGUUUUACAUAGAGUUAUGUGUGUUCCUACUCAGCUUGGUGGUCCUCCCUAAUAGGGGGGUCUGGUUCCUGAUUGUCAACUGGGUUUUCCUUGCUAAUGAAGAAAUCUUGCAAGUUAUUGUAAACUCUGGAUUGCGCCUCUACAGCCAAAUAAGUGGAAAUCCAGUAAAAGCGUUAAUACUAGCUGAGGGAGCUGCAAAUACUGAGACGAAAGCAGAAUCAAAUUCAACCCCUGUGAAGUGUGUUGACAAUGGCCAGGCAGACACUAUUGGGGAACAGAGGGGAGAGACAAGCGAGGCACAAGACGUGGACACAAUUGUGGAGAAGACAGGUGUGACCGGCUCAGGUCCUACGCCUGGUAAACCAGGGAUGGUCGCCAGGCUGAGAGAGAUCAAGAAAAAACACCAGCACCUUGCUAAUGAGACCUGUUUUAAGUGUGAGACAUCCUUUUCUUCAAUACUUAAAAGAAGGUACUACUGCCGUCACUGUGGUAACAACUUCUGUACCAAGUGCUGUAACCAGAAGGUUCCCAAGGCCAUGUUUGGGGCGACGUCCCCCACAGCCCAGACAGAGACAGUCCUGGUGUGUAAUGUCUGCUACGACCUUCUCACCCAGGAAGAUAAGGACAAGGACAAAGAAAAGAAGAGCUGAUUGGCUGGUGCCAACAUGUCACCAUGGUUACCAAUAUGUCUGAUUAUUCGACACAGCGUGACAUAUGCCCAGCUAUGAGGAUACAGCAAAGAUUGUAUACUCCAAGGAGCAAGUUUAAUAUUGUAUACAGAGUGGUAUGAGUUACAGGAAAUUAUCUUGGAUACUUUUUCUUAUAAUUUUCCUCACAGAGUACCCCAACAUUCUGGAUAUAAGUCUUUGACAAGUACCAUCUGCUGGGUGUAGAUUGGAUGUGACAAAAGCUCCAUGUAUAUAUAUUUAUUAUAUAAAUUGGAAGCAAGUCUAAAACACUUUAAACCUGGUUCAGAUAAAGGAAGAUAAGCAAGCACCAAACAUGUACUGUUACUGUCCCAUAACCAGUGUUGUGAAUUAGUUCAAAUUUAAACUGGACGUAAAACUUCAUUUCUUGUGAUAUCAAUUUACUGGAAAUCUCUAUCAAAUGUUUUAUACAGAAUUUAAAAAAUAGAUUUUUUUUUAGAGUUUUCACCAAAAUAUCAUGGACUUCAUCAAAAUUGUUCAAAGUGGAAAGUAAUUAUGAAAUCAAUGCCGUAGACUAUAACAUCAGUUUAAUUAAUGGUUUCAGGAGGGAUUUGACAGUGUGUAAUUAUUCAAUACACCAAAUAGAAACCAGUUCAAAACCUCUACAAAAUAUCAACCUUUAGUACCAAUUUGUUUCUGAUCUUUUAAAGUGAAUGCUUAAAAAAAGCUAUUUCAAAUUUAUGGCAAAGAAAUAAACAUAUAGCUAUAUGAGAAUCUCCUAGGGAAGGUUGGUCAGAAUUAAAGUUUUUACUGAGGUUAUACAUUUUUUAUUAUGUAUAGGGAAAGAAAUCUGACUCAACUACUGGUAGUCCUUCCUCAGAAAUGCCAUGAAAAAUCUACAUGGUCAACAUAGAGAUAUAGGGAGGGUUGGUUUAGCAGAAACAUGAUCAUCUUUAUUUUUUGUUUGAUUGUGAUGUUAAUUCCAUUCAAAAAUUAUAUUGAGCACAACACAAAUGUUGUUCGUGGACUUAAAUACCGUUAAACAUCAUGAGAAAUCAUUUCAAAUUAAAACAAAAAACAAAAAAAACUCUGUGUUUAAACUCAAUCGGUGGCGUGUAAGGUGUGCUACUUAUUAUAUAAGAUUUUUACAGUUACCGGGGGGUAUACACAUGUAUUUCACAUUUAGAAUUUCAGAAUUUCACGUCUUGGUAGAGAAUUCUCUUGUUUUUGCAAAUUUGCUUUUAGCAGCAUGGAAUUUGUUUAGGAGAGUAUCCGUUCUUGCCAAAUUAAUUUAAGUAGAGUUUUGUGAUAUGUUGCUGGUUAGAUGAUGGUGCAGGUAACACUUCUGUUUGAUACUGGGGGGUUUGUUAAGCUUUUCUAUUGCCAAUAGUUCAGUCUGUGUUGUCUAUAACUCAAAGUGAUAGGGUAUGGACAUGUUUUAGUGAUGUUCAUAGAAUCAAGAUUCUUCAAAUUUGUUUUCUUGUAACAGGAUAUAGGUAGAUCUUAUAGGUAUGUGUUUAUAGGAACUUUUUGAUUACCGUAUAAAUGUGUGUACAUAUUAUGUUUUUAUGGGUACACAUGAGAUAUACUGUGAAUGAAGUUUUGUGUAUGUAGGUCAUUGUUUUACAUGAAUGAUAGGUACAUUAUAUAUAAAUGUAUAGAUAUAUAUAUAUAUGGAUUUAGAAUGAUUUGGGCAAGUGCAAAUUUUUUAAACCAAGAUGUAACAUUUCAUGUAUUAAAUAGUUACAACAUUAUAUUAACAUGAACAGUUUUACAAGAAUAAGCACCAGAUAAUUAUAUUAUUAGCCUUUUUUUUUUUUUUGCAUUUAUAUAAGAUGUUUGUGAUUUUAAACCAGUACUAAAAUGAUUAACGGCCAAGUACUAUUAAUAUAAUGGAUAUAACAUUAGGCUUAUUAACCUUAACAUGAAAGUGAAACUAAAAUAUAUGAGGACAUUUUUAGUAAGAAAAACAUAAUGUUGACUUUUACUGUUCAAUCAAAAGUCAUUUUGUCUCAAUAGUUUUGAAUUACCUCAAGCCAUGGGUAGUGUUCAAAUGCAGUUUUACUUAAUUUUCAGCUUGAAUAGUUUUGCUUUAAAUAUGUGUUCCAUCUAAUAGAAUUCUAAGAGACAUAUACGUGAGUAUGGGUUUUUUAAACUAGUUUGAUUUAUCAUUAGAUUUUUGGUUGGUAAUUCCGGUUGUGAGAAAUGCUGGAUGUAAAUUUAGUUUGAAUUUAGUUUUUUUCAAUUUCAAGAUAAACUUAUAUGAACUUUCAAAACAUUUUGUACAUUUUGUAUUUGAAAACAGAUUAAUACAGUUAGGUUACAAUACUAAAUAUAUUAUUACAUUGUGUAUGUAUGUUAUGAAGAAAUUAUGUUUAAUAUAAUUUUAAUCCCUAUUUUUGUUAAGUUUAUUAUCUACACAUGCAUGCAGUGUGUUUCCUGUUAUAUACUAAUGUCCCAGUCAUUGAGUACAGUAUUAUCAUGUUAAUCACCUGAUAUAGACAAACAAUUUAACAAGGAGCAAUUUCAUGUGACCAGGUAGGCAGUUGGAUUUUGAAAUAAAUGUACAAAUUAUAUAACUGUUACACCAAUUUUACAUGUAAUAGGUUUAUGCAUAACCGCCAUUUUGCCAUACUGGCCUUUACCUUAAGACUCAACACCAUUUAUAAUCACCAAUACUAUAUUUUUCAAAUUACUCAAGUUAUAGACUAGUUUAGGGCAGUGAUGCCUACCAGCCAAUACUUAAUGCCAUCCUAGCUACAUGUGUAUCAAAUACGAAUCAUUGUACCAGGAGCCUUAUAACAUAGUUAUACUUGGGGGCCUUUUUUUGCCAGUGCAUCGUAAUUUGAUUAAGUUAUUUCAGAAUGUGUGGUUAAACUUUGAAGUGUUUAAUUUAAUUAAAUAACUAUAACCAAGCAUUAAGAUUUAGAAAUAACUGAAAGAAGCAGUGUCACUUGUUAACAAGUUUGUAAAAUGAAUAGAAUACUUUAUGUUUACAAAUCAAGUGAGAAUAAUGUGUUAGUUUCACAGCAAAAAUUACCCGAGAUUGUUGACUGAUGGUAAGCUUUAUUUGGUAGCGGUUACGGUGGAAACAGAACAAUGAAUAGGUCAAAGUUCAUUAAUUGGUAGAGGGUAAAAUCUCCUGACAUAUUAACAAGACUUAUUAUGACAGUUUGUACGAUAGAAUGACUCUUUGGUAAAAUUGAAUCUCAAUUUAUUUUUAUACAAGUCAUUUUACCAAUAGUAUAGUAUAUUUGGAGAUCAUUAGAGGUCAGAUCAUACUAGGAGUAAAUUAUUUAUAAGUGAUACUCAAGAAGUGCGCAGAGUUGUAUCCUAGUGGUUCAUUUUGGAGUUGGAGGUAGUGUUAGUUUAUAUUUUAAACACAGAAAUAAGGAAAAGGAUGAAAGGGUUUUUAUAGGUAUAUUAUUCAAUAGUUAUGAAUAUGAGAUUAUAAUCACACAACAUUACUAUCAGCAUGUGUAUCCUUGUAUAUCAUUAUCAGGAUUUUCAAUGAUACAGUUGCAUGAAACGUAAUAGUUUGAGAACAACAGAAUGAUAAAAAGGAUAUUAACCAUAGCACAUGUGCAACAUGAAAGGAAAAAUGUAAUGGCCAGACAGGGAUUUGAACCCAGGACCUCCAAAAUCUACAUGGACACUCUAACCAAUUGAGAAACCUGGUUGGGUGGGUGGGUGGGGGGCAUUGACCCAGACCAGGCCUUGAUAUAUUAGCGAUAAUCUCAUAAGUAUCCAGUAAUUUGACUACAUGGCCAUUAAAUGUUGUGUAUAGACUAGUACUAUUGACAGUGAAGAUUUAAUUAUACAUAGGUGUGUGUACAUGACAUAUUCAUAAACUACCAUGUAAUAUGUGCAGUAUUUGUAUGAAUUGAAAAGCAAAGCUGUAUAAAAGGAAUCGAUAACUUGAAAUAACUGUUCAUGGGCAGUAAAAUAUGUUUAAACAGAUAUACGUUUCUAAACAUGUACAUGCUGGCAUUAGAUACAUGCAGAUGUGCAAAAAUAUAUCAAAACCAACCAAUCUUUCACUUUGAAAGCCCACCAAAUCAGUCUUGUGGUCAUCCAUAUUAAUUACAGAGAGAUUAUGUUCUGUCCAAUCAAAAGAUACAUAAUGUAUUCAAAUUAACACCUUUUUUCUGGUAAAGGGGCUUUGCUUUGCAUUACUUAUAGGAUUUGAAUUUUGUUUGUUAGUUUUCAAAUUAUGUUAAUAUUGUUUGAACUUUAGUUAUUUAUUCUUGUUAAGUCACACAAGCUGCUUAUAGUGCAUUUGUAGUAUUAUGGCUUUUAGACCAAUUUGUCAAAUAAGUUGUUUCUGUUAGUGUUAGUGCAAUGGUGGAGGUUGGUGGGCAGGUUUUUGUGAGAUUGAAUGUACUAGUCGAGUGUGUGUGGUGUCUAGUCACUGACUGACAGGUUAACAUUUACUUUCGUUUUAGCUAUAUAAUAAAUGUGUGAUAAUGGGCAGUUACAAAAAGGUAAAUGUUUACUUUCAUCUUUGUUAUAUAUGUGUAAUAAGUUUGUUAGUAAAUUUAUUAUGUUUUUUUUAUGCAUAUAGUGAGUAUACUUGUGACUUCAGUUUUAUGUAACUUGUAUGUUGAAUUUUUACUUUCUUUUCAUUUCUGACAUUUUUAUCUGUCCUCACUUCUCUCAUUCAUGCAUGAUGUACGUUUUACUCAUUUAAUCUCAUUGCGGAAUAUCAGGAGAACGCAGGUAUUUUAUAGAAAACUAUUUUUAAGUUCAAUAAUGUUGUUCAUGUUAAGGAUAUAUGUUACCCUUCUGGGAUAUGUUUCCUUCCCAAAAGAGUUCCCCAAAAGGUAUCCUUGAGAUAUCACUUUUAUGGAUGGUGAAUUGGAAUAAAUGUAUUAGUUGGUGACAUAUGAGAGAUGAAAAGAAUAUGUGCAUAGAUAGGACUCAUAAAUAGUUAUGAAUCAACUUAAUUAAAAGUGUUGAAUUAGCACAAAUCAGUUAUAUUGUGUAAGGUAGCAUAUAUCCUUAACUCUUACACUAAUCUAUCAUAAACUGCAAAAUUACAGGUAUAAUGUGUAAGGUAGCAUAUAUCCUUAACUCUAUCACAAAUCACAGAUAACCAGGUAUAAUGUGUAACUAUGUCACCCCUAUGAAACUUUAGUAAACUCUACCACGAAUUUAUCUAGAUGAGUCCACUAUGGUCCAGAGUGGUGGAAGGGUUGAUAUGUUAUCAGUGGAAGAGGAGACUGACUGUUAUACACAAUGAUAAUCAGUAGUUGAGGAGUACUGUAAAUGUACAUAUUUUACCAGUAAUCUUACUCUAGUACUUUUUGCAUUUAAGUUUAUAUGGUACUAAAUUAGGAAUCAUGUGAAGGCUGCAGAUAUUAUAGAGAUUUUUUUUAACAGAAUAGGAGAUAUUUGGUAUAUUUUUGACUUGAACCAAUUAAGAAUUAUGGUGUGAUUAAGAUAAAAAAAAUCCUUGGAUGUUUUCCAUACAUGUGACCAUAUUUUGAAAAACAAGAAGAUAAAUGUACAGAACCUGGUGUCUGAGUAAAAUACUUGAAUUCUUCAUCUUUUUAUAAUGUCUUAUUGUCCUAGGCUACAUUUAUGAAUAUUGGAAAAAAGAUGUCGGGAUACACCAAAUUUCUCAAACAUUUCCUGACUUAUUUUCAAUACGAAAAAUAUAGUAGAACUUUUACACAAUUACUUUGUAACUAUUGUUAGUGAGAAGAAUUGAUUAAUUGUAGUGUAUUUAUUUGUACAAUAUUAUAAUUGGUACAAGCUACCAUUACCCUGUGACAGCUUUGUUGUGAGAUUAACAGAAAUAUGAAUAUUAGUGGCUUUACUGUGACUACUGUAUAAUGUAGUAACUUACUUAAAUUACCGUAAUGUUUUAUUAAGAAACAAUAAUAUCAGCUGGACUUAAUUACCACUUUGCACACAUUUCUAACGCUGUAUUAUCACAGUUUUGUGACUAUUUGUACUUAAUGAAAUCAGAUUAACAUUCAGUGUGUUAUAUUGGAGACAGAAAGACAUGAAUACCUAUAUUCCAGACCAGCGAUCCCCUCAUUUUGUAUUGUGUAACACGUACAGUGUCUUCUGCCACAGAAUAAAUGUGUUAAUAACUG